AUGUCUUCAAACGACGAUGCAGCUGUACCUCGCUCACCGACGCCUUCGCCUCCUCCUUCGGACGAUACAGCCAUUGUCCCAGACAAUAGUUAUCAUACAUCAGAAGAAGUAGCUGAUGCCGUUGGAAUCACCAUUGCCACUGCUCUCCAAAUAGAGGCAGAAAUCUAUAAAACAAAUGAUCAAAUCAUGGCAGCACGCAUAGAACGUGGAGAAGAUCCAGAUGCCAUUUACGCCUAG
Molecule: messenger RNA, 237 nt
Organism: Zychaea mexicana
Lineage: Eukaryota; Fungi; Mucoromycota; Mucoromycetes; Mucorales; Lichtheimiaceae
Exons: 3
Coding region: 1-237 (78 amino acids)
Source: RefSeq, a predicted model, not a curated record